AUGAGUCCUUUCAGCGAAAAGAAAGGUAAACGAUUCCAAGUAAAAGAUGCCGAACAGGUUCCCCCAUAUUCGGGUACUGAUCAGCCUAUAUUUCUUGAAUCGAAACAUAAUAAUCAACAAUUACCAGAUUAUCAUCAAGCACACCAUGCCGGCACUUUCCAUUAUAAAUUCGUAAUGGCGGAAAAGCUGCUCAAACAAAACCAUUACGUGUUCGUAUCGGCAGACUCAAUGGGUAAAUACAGAUCAUUCAAGGGAGUGUCGCUGGAUUCACCCAUAGAUACCCAUCAAAAAGUUUCAACAUUACAGCAUCAAGGAAUCGGCAUCCCAUUAUUAUCUGCAAAUAUUGCUUGGAAAGAAAACUUUAAAAUUGACAAGUCCAUGACCAUCUACAAGUACAACCGUCCGCCGAAAAUGAGGUUAUUUGACAAAAAUCUUGAUAAGGAAUUAUUUUGCGUCGUCAAGUUGAGGGAGUCAGCUCAAUAUUAUAGGUACGAAUUUGAGUUCGUUAAGUCAAACAGGAAAAUGACCUUUUUCCUACAUAGAAAGCACCCCUUUGGUGAUGUGUGUUUCUCAGGAAGCGAUAUCCGUUAUCGUUGGUUACAUUCAAAGUAUAGUAUGUGGAGAGACCGGUACCGGUACGACAUUUUAAGGCUUCCCCUGACACAACCUUCAUUACUUGAUGGGAUGGAUAUGGAAAAAAACAAACUAAACCCAUCAAACAAACUAGUUGGUAGUAAACUUGCCGCAUUCACCUUACCUACGAGAAAAGUGCUGGACUCAAUCAAAGGUGGCCAGACCUUUGGUGGUAUCGAGUAUUUUCGCAACUAUUCAUUGAAAAGGUAUAGCCAGGAUGCUACCAUGGACUUGAAUGUUCCCAAAACACUGCCCGGUGCAGACCCAGAGAGUAUAUCAUCCGUUGAUGAGCACACUUUGGAGUUGUUGUGCAUGGGAUUAGUUUUGCACAAACGUGAAAGUGAUAGAAGAGCCGAAAGACGUAACAGUGGAGGCUAA
This is a messenger RNA of Meyerozyma guilliermondii ATCC 6260, 1011 nucleotides long. RefSeq lists its product as uncharacterized. Bases 1 to 1011 code for a protein of 336 amino acids. Lineage: Eukaryota; Fungi; Ascomycota; Pichiomycetes; Serinales; Debaryomycetaceae. The transcript has a single exon. The record is from RefSeq and is a predicted model, not a curated record.